AUGGAGGCUUUAUUCUACAACAGAGUUAAGGCUAGGCCCGAGAAUUUGGCCAAUAAUUGUUCAGAGAAGAAGAAGUAUGAGACUAGUAGGAUACAACAGCCAGGUAGAGUGUAUACCACUUCUGCAGUAGGUGCUGAGGGAUCUGAGACACUGAUUAGAGGUAACUGUCAAAUGGCUGGUAAAAUCUUAAAUGCUUUGUUUGAUUCAGGAGCGACUCAUUCAUUUAUUGCAUUUGAGAAGGCUAAUGAGUUAGGAUUGAGAAUGGUGGUUUUAGGUUAUGAUUUGAAAGUGCAUAAUGCUACUCAUGAAGCUAUGGUGACUAGGUUAGAAUGUCUACAAGUUCCAUUUCGAAUACAACAGCGUGAGUUUGUGCAUGAUUUGAUUUGUUUGCCGAUGACUAGUCUUGAUCUCAUUUUGGGAUUGGAUUGGUUAUCCAAGAAUCAUGUUUUGCUUGAUUGUUCUGAGAAAUCAGUACAGUUUAUGCCGGAAGGGUCAGAAGCGCCGAUUGUGGUGAACUCUAUGAUAGUAAAUUGUUCUAGGACUGAAUGUCAUGGUAUCAUGUUAUUAACUAUGGGAGUAUCAGGUGAUGAUCAGAGUUUAUAG
Molecule: messenger RNA, 603 nt
Organism: Arachis ipaensis
Lineage: Eukaryota; Viridiplantae; Streptophyta; Magnoliopsida; Fabales; Fabaceae
Source: RefSeq, a predicted model, not a curated record